Messenger RNA from Loa loa (African eye worm), 465 nucleotides. RefSeq lists its product as hypothetical. Lineage: Eukaryota; Metazoa; Nematoda; Chromadorea; Rhabditida; Onchocercidae. Bases 1 to 465 code for a protein of 154 amino acids. The record is from RefSeq and is a predicted model, not a curated record. The transcript has 3 exons.
AUGGGUUGCAAUCGGUCCAGAAUUUAUCAUGAUAAUGAAGUGGGUGUCGAUCACAAAGAUCUUGCGUUGACAACAUUUGAAAUGCAGAAAGCUGACAUUAUUCAUGAUUUGGAUACGGAUAACGACCAGAAAGGAAGAGUAGCGGUGGAUUGCAUUUUCAGGCCAACCAGAGAAAUUUAUGGACAGCGAGCCUUAGAUAUGGCUGAACAACUUAUUGUGUGGUCAAAAUACGGAUUUAAAGGAGAAAUUAAUCUAACAAGUUUAGGAAUAAAGUUUCGAGAGCGACCAUUCCCACAUGACUUUCCGGCAUUCGCACAUGAGAAACCAGCAGUUGAAUUAGCUAACCUGAGUCGGCUUCGUUUCUCAGUCGAACAAUUACAGAAACCUACAAAAAAUCAUGACAUCGAAAAAAUGCGAGGGAUGGGCAAAAAUGAAAGUAUUGAAGACGUUGCAAUGAAGAAAUAA